GUUUUUGAGUCGAGUAGUCUGCCACAACACACAGUCGCACACAGCGCAGGAAUAUAAGCAGAGUAAACGUAAUGUGGAAGAGAGGCUUGGUCGGCGCCGUGGGUGGUCUCCGGCGGCCAUAUUCGUCAGGAGGUGGCGGCAUCUCCUCCUCCGUGAACUCAAUGCUCCUCCGCUCCCUAAAGGAUCACUAUCAAGAAGUCGCCAAAAUGAACAUGCCCCCUAAAGUGAGUGCUCCAUCGCCGUUCACGAUCGUGAAGGGAGCUCUGGACUCGCACGGUCCGGUUCUGAAGCGCAGCUACGGCAACGAAGAGGUGAGCAUCUAUGUGAUGCGGUUGUUGACCCCCGAGGACGAGGAUUCCGCCAUCGACCAGCUCUUCAUCCACGUCGAUGUCUCCAAACCUCAGCAGAACGAAUCCUUGAUUUUCCUCUGCGGUUUGUACGAGGAUGCUCUUGGGAUUCACUCUGUUUCCAUGAGGCCUAAGGUCCAGGACUCCGGCUACCUCCUCAUCCCCUCCCAAUACACCGGCCCUGUUUUCGCGGAACUAGAUGAAAAGAUGAGAGAUGCGUUUCACAGUUACAUUGAGGAACGAGGAGUGAACGAGAGCCUCUUUAAAUUUCUUCAAGCGUGGCUAUAUGUGAAGGAACAUCGAAAUCUGAUGCGGUGGUUCAAAACCAUGGGCUUGUUCGUUGAUGGAAAGAAGCCAGUUACAGGUGCUUAACCCCUCCUCCGAGAGAUCAAGUUAUGAAUUCAAAACUUCAAGUUUUUCAAUUUAAAAUUACAUAAAGUUUCACACUUGACUAUUAGGUUAUUUAUUUUGAUGGAUCAACGCACCCACAUUAGUACAUAACUUUUAAAGCAACUGUUAAAUUUUAUCAAUUUAACUAUUUACAAUAUGUGAUGUGAUUAUGACAAAUAUACAAUAUGUGUAAUAUUUUGGUGGAUCAACGCACCCACAUAAGUACCAAGUAUCAAAAUGCAAUAGUUGAUAUUA
Molecule: messenger RNA, 992 nt
Organism: Glycine soja
Lineage: Eukaryota; Viridiplantae; Streptophyta; Magnoliopsida; Fabales; Fabaceae
Product: mitochondrial acidic protein MAM33-like
Exons: 3
Coding region: 72-719 (215 amino acids)
Cellular component (GO): mitochondrial matrix
Source: RefSeq, a predicted model, not a curated record